Messenger RNA from Penicillium oxalicum, 1758 nucleotides. RefSeq names its product FAD binding domain protein. The transcript has 4 exons. The record is from RefSeq and is a predicted model, not a curated record. The coding region runs from base 1 to 1758 and encodes 585 amino acids. NCBI's taxonomy places the organism in Eukaryota, Fungi, Ascomycota, Eurotiomycetes, Eurotiales, Aspergillaceae.
AUGUCGAGUAUUCCACCCACGAUCCACGACGUGAUCAUCGUCGGCGCCGGACCAUGCGGUCUUGCCGUGGCGGCACGAAUCCACGAACAAACGCCUUCAGCGGUUUUCACCGAUGAAGAACACCAAAGAUACCACUGGAUCAAAAAGCACACCGGCAAGAUGAACCUCGUCCAAGCCGGUCGCUGCAAAAAGAACGGCGUCCGGGCCGAGAAGUGGAAUCGCGGGCAAAGAGCAUGUUUGUGCGACGACACGACGAGCUCAAAUAAAUCGGCAUCGCGUCGUGAGUCUGCUAGCUCGAUUUCGUCAGUGCCUUCGUUGUCGUCCGACGCGACGAGCUCAUCCAGCACGUCAAUUUCGAUGCUUGUCUUGGACGGCACGGCAGAUCGAUGGAUGCAGCGGUGGAACAAUGCAUUCCGCACUUUGGAAAUUAAGCAGUUACGCAGUCCAAUGUUUUUCCAUGUGGAUCCUGGUGAUCGGGAUGGGAUGUUGGCUUACACACAAGAAGUUGGAAGAGAGGAUGACUUGUGGGAAAUUUCAGGUUGUGUUGGGAAGGAGAUGAGCAAACACAAGAAAAAGAAGAGGCGUCAGAGUGGAAAGCCCCAAACUCUAGGCGUCGAAAUUGACGAGCGUGAUCGAAAAGACUACUACUCACCUUCCACCGAUCUCUUUGCCGACUACUGCGAAUCAAUCAUCAGACGCUACGAUUUGGAUCAACCGAAUCAAAUCCUCAAAGCUGAGGUGACUGACAUCACAUACGACUAUUUGUCAGAUGGUCUGGAUCUCGCUCCGUCCACUUCCAAAGUCUUCACCAUGACUACAGCCACUGGAGAAAAGCUCUAUAGCCGGGCGGCAGUCCUCGCGAUGGGUGCUGGCGGAGCAGGGAUCCAGAAAAUCUUCCCAUGGAAGCCGUCCACUGUGGCUGAAGGGGCCGAUGCCUGUUGUCACAGCAUGGAAAUCAAAGCCUUCCCCGACGCUCGCGUACAAGCUAAGAUUCAGCAAAGAAAGGAGACAAAUAUCGUCGUCGUGGGAGGUGGACUCUCAUCCGCUCAGAUCCUCGACAUGGCUGUGAAAAAAGGUGUCACCAAAGUUUGGCUCCUGAUUCGAUCGGAAUUCAAAGUCAAACACUUUGAUAUCAGCUUGCCUUGGAUGGGAAAGUAUAAAAAUUGGGAAAAAGCGGCUUUCUGGUCAGCAGAUACCGAUGAAGAACGGCUGGAGAUGAUCAUAAAUGCUCGAAAUGGUGGAAGCAUUACUCCACGAUACACCAAGAUCGUCAAGGAGCAUGUCGCUCGCCAUCGAGCAUCGGUCCACACUCAUUCGGAGAUCGUCUCGCACUCCUACAAUCCCGAAACGAAACUGUGGACACUGCGCACCGAUCCGCCUAUCCCUCAUUUGCCCCCAAUUGACUACAUCUACUUUGCGACAGGAGCCCGGUCCGAUAUCCGUGAAAUGCCACUGCUGAGGAACAUGCACGAUCGGUACCCCAUCGACACCAUCGGCGGUUUACCCCGUCUCACGGAUGAUCUCAUGUGGCGUGAUGAUGUACCAUUGUACAUUACAGGGCGACUAGGGGGUCUGCGACUCGGUCCUGGGGCUCCCAAUCUCGAAGGUGCCAGGCUUGGUGCGGAAAGGAUCGCCUGGAGCUUAGAGGAGAUCCUUGGCAAAGAUCAAGAGAUUGGGGACCAGUGCGAGGGGUUCUGUGGACUGGGAAACAGGUAUGCUUCGCUGAUCGGAAGUGUGGAAGGAGGAAACGAGAAAUAA